Molecule: messenger RNA, 897 nt
Organism: Ichthyophthirius multifiliis
Lineage: Eukaryota; Ciliophora; Oligohymenophorea; Hymenostomatida
Exons: 2
Source: RefSeq, a predicted model, not a curated record
AUGAAUAAAUAAUCUUUUUUUAAGGAGAAAAAUAUUUUGAAUAAAUAAGUGUUUUAGAAAAAUGUAUUGAUAAUUUUUAUAACUUAAAAUCGAGUAAACAAGCUUUAAAUUCGAAAAUUUAAUUCGUUCAAAAUGUAGUUUAGAAUGAAAAAUUGGCAGCAGAUAAAGAAAGCCAAAGUGCUGUUUAAUCACUUAGUUUAUGGACUGAUUAUUCUAUGCCGAAUAGCUAGUAGAAUACGUGUAAUGUUAGUAGGGAUUAAUGGAUUUGGGAAGAUUAGGAUUGUAGUUAUGGAACAGUUAUUACUGAAUAAAAUGAUGUUUCGUUUGAUUUGGGAUUUACAGUUUGUCUUAAAGUUAAAAUUAAGGAAUCAUUUGUUAAAGAAAGAUAUAAGAAUUAAGCUUUUUAAAAUAAAUGUGAUAAUAAUUUUAGUAAUAAUAUUUUUCUUAGAUAUGAUUAAAUAUAAAAGUAUAGAUAAUCUGUGUAAAAAUUAUUUGGAAAUAUUGAAAAAGAUUUGUUUUCUUUAAGUGCUUAAGUUGAUGAUUUAGAUAUUAAUAUAGAAAAGAAAUAAAUAAAAGUUUAUAAAAUAAACGAAGAGUUUACAGAAUUAUUUAAAUCAACUACUUAUAAAUAUAAUGGAAUUUAAAAAUAAAUUGAUUGCACUUUUCUUAAAUAAGUAUUUACACGUUUAAAAAACUCAGUUUGCGUUACAGGACUUAAUGGUAUUAUGAUUUAUAAUUUCUUCUUUUUUGUUUCUUCACUUUUAUUAGUUUUUUAUUGCUUAAUUAUUAGUUUGAGUGCUGCUAGAGUAUUACCAAACAUUGAAAGCGAAGAAAACAUGUAUGAAUAAUAUUAUUAGUCCAGAAUUUAUAAUUAAAGUGAGAUUAAUAAAGACUAAA